AUGUCGUAUGUUGUCAACUUUGAUGCUGAGUUGGAACAAAUGGAUGUGAAAACGGCGUUUCUUCACGUGAACUUAGAUGAGACUAUCUAUAUGGAACAACCAGAGAGUUUCAUCAAGAAAGGAGAUGAAGGCAAGUGGCUUACAGAGGCGAAGCUUAUGGAUGAUGUUUUGUAUGCGAAUGCGGUUGGAAGCUUGAUGUACGCGAUGGUAAGAUCAAUACCAGAGUUGGCCUUUGUAGUUGGUUUGGUGAGCAGAUUUAAAUCAAAGCCAAGUCGUGAGCACUGGGGAGCAGUUAUGUGGCUAUUGAGAUAUCUACAUGGAGCUACAGAGGUCUGUUUAAACUUCUCAAAAUCAGGACAUUUUGAGAUCGAAGGUUUCAGUGAUUUAGACUACUCAACUGAUCUCGAUAAACGAAUAUCAGUAACUGGAUAUGUUUUUCAAGUGGGUGGUAACACCGUUAGCUGGAGAUCAUCACUGCAGCAUGUUGUUGCGUUAUCAACAACAGAGGCUGAGUACAUUGCUUUGUCAGAGGCUACAAAGGAAGGGUUAUGGUUGAGAGAGUUUUAA
Messenger RNA from Brassica napus (rape), 567 nucleotides. RefSeq names its product secreted RxLR effector protein 161-like. The record is from RefSeq and is a predicted model, not a curated record. Bases 1 to 567 code for a protein of 188 amino acids. The transcript is spliced from 2 exons. NCBI's taxonomy places the organism in Eukaryota, Viridiplantae, Streptophyta, Magnoliopsida, Brassicales, Brassicaceae.